AUGGCCGCCGUGCAGUCGGGCGAGAAUGGCACGGGAGCCACUGUGAGCAGCAUGGCGACGCACCUUGACUCGCUGCCAGCAGCUGGCGGGCCGAUGGUGGUGGUGUCACACCUCACCCCCGGCAUCCCCAUCACGGCGGUGGCAGGCCACGUGGCUGUGCCCACGCCGGGCAUGCCUGCUGCAGCUGAGAUUGCCGAGCCGCUGGUCGACAUGGAGCACCUGGAGGAGGGCGGCUCUAGCGGGUUUCUGGCAAACAUCACAAAGGCAAUCGGCAUGCCGGGCGGCCUGCGGCCCCAGCCCCGCCUCAAUCAGCUGCGCGCGGAGGUGGCGGCGCUGCAGGGGCGGGAGCAGCAGCUGGCGCAGCAGAUGACGGAGAUGACGGAGGAGGCGCACCUGCUGCGCGCGCAGCUGGCGGCGCGGGAGGAAGCCGCCGCGCAGCUGGCGCAGGCCAAGCGCGCCGCCGAGGCGGCGGCCGAACAGAUGAGGCAGCAGCUGGAGGCGGCGCAGGCGCAGGUGGCGGUGGCGGUGGAGCAGGCGGCGUUUGCUCAGGAGGCGGCGGCAAUGGCGCAGGAGGAGACGGACCAGACAGAGGCGUACCGCCUGGGGCUGCAGGAGGCGCUGCUAGACCUUCAGAACGAGCGCAUGCACCGGGAGCAGCUGAAGCUAGAGAUCCUGAACGCCGAGCACUCGUCGGCGGCUGCCAAGAAGCUGGCGGCGGAGGUGCAGGCGCUGCAGCGCAAGCUGGCGGGGGUGGUGAAGAAGCAGGUGGCGACGGCGGCCUCCCUGCAAUCCAAGCUGGAUCAGGCCACCUCUGAGUGCACGCAGCUGCGCGGCCAGCUGGCGGCGGCCGAGCAGAAGGCUGCCAACUUUGAGACCCAGCUCGUGAUGGCGGCCGGCGAGCGGGGGCGCCUGCAGGAGCGGUGCACCCAACUGGAGGCGGAGGUUGAGUCGGUGCGCUCUGCCGCGGCGGCAGAGCAGCUGAAGAUGUCGAGCGUGUGGUCCGCCAGGGUGGACGAGGCGUUGCAGCAGGCCGCCGCCGCCAAGGCGCAGGCAUCGGCAGAGGUGCAGCGCAACGCCGCGCUAGAGCAGGAGUCGCACAUCCUGCAGCUGGCGCUGGACCGCGCCAAGGAGGAGGUGGAGCUGGCCCGGCUGUCCAUGAGCGACGACCAUGCGGCCUCCGAUGAGCUGCUGCGCCGCAUGGAGCACGACCUGCAGGUGGCUGCCCAGCAGGUGCAUGAGGCCACCCUGCGCGAGCAGCAGGUGCUGGCAGAGCUGAAGGAGGCAACUGAGGCGGUGAAUGUGUUGUACAGCAAGGCGAUGGGGCCAGAUGCGCAGCUGAGGACGCUGCCAGCCGGCCAGUCGGCAUUCUCGCAGCAAGCUGCUGUGCCACAGGCGCCGCCGGCGUUGGCGGGCGAGGCUGCCGCCCUAGCCAUGCAGCUGGAGCAGGCUCGCCAGGAAGCUGCGGAGGCCCAGGCGGCGGCGCAGGCCGCGAAGAGCCGCAGCAUGCUCCUGGACAAGGCCUGGGCUGCUGCUUUGGAUGACUCCAAGGCUCUGCACGCCGAGCGGCGCGAGCUCAAGGCCGCGCUGGCUCAGUCGCAGCGCGAAGCGCUGGCGCUGGCUGCCAAGCUGGAGGCCGCGCGCCAGCAGGCCUCGAACGCACAAUCCCUGGCAGACCAGCUGGAGGAGGCUCGCAUGGAGGUGGCGGCAGCCAAGGCGCUGGCCACCAAGCUGGCCGAAGAUGCUGUGUCCGCGCACGAGGAAGGCCGUGGCUCGCUGCUGCAGCAGGCCUGGCCCGGCAUGCCGAUGUGGAAGGGCACAUCCAACGCAAUGACGCAGUAA
Chlorella variabilis is the source of this 1839-nucleotide messenger RNA. RefSeq lists its product as hypothetical. Bases 1 to 1839 code for a protein of 612 amino acids. The record is from RefSeq and is a predicted model, not a curated record. The transcript is spliced from 12 exons. Lineage: Eukaryota; Viridiplantae; Chlorophyta; Trebouxiophyceae; Chlorellales; Chlorellaceae.